Molecule: messenger RNA, 518 nt
Organism: Dermacentor andersoni
Lineage: Eukaryota; Metazoa; Arthropoda; Arachnida; Ixodida; Ixodidae
Source: RefSeq, a predicted model, not a curated record
CGCGUGAACACCACCUCCCCCGUAUAAAAAAACCCGGAGUUGCGAGGGAAUUUUCGUAUUCCCAUCGCGUUAGUUGUGCCGUUCGCACCGUGCACGACAUGCCUCCUCAGCCGAGCGGUAAGGCCGUGAAGAAGGCCGGCAAGGCGCAGAAGAACGUGCGCGCCACCGACAAGAAAAAGAAGAAGCGCCACAGGAAGGAGAGCUUCUCUAUCUAUAUCUACGAGGUGCUGAAGCAGGUGCACCCGGACACUGGAGUCUCCAGCAAGGCCAUGUCUAUCAUGAACAGCUUCGUGAACGACAUCUUCGAGCGUAUCGCCGCGGAGUCGUCCCGUCUGGCUCACUACAACAAGCGCUCGACCAUCACGAUCCGGGAGAUCCAGACUGCCGUGCGUCUGCUGUUGCCCGGCGAGCUGGCCAAACACCUCCCUGGCUCGUCACCUCUCCUUGGUUUUCGGCCUCAAAAAUACGCCGUGUCCGAGGGCACCAAAGCCGUCACCAAGUACACCAGCUCCAAGUAG